Mya arenaria is the source of this 9491-nucleotide messenger RNA. RefSeq lists its product as uncharacterized. Lineage: Eukaryota; Metazoa; Mollusca; Bivalvia; Myida; Myidae. The transcript is spliced from 7 exons. Bases 180 to 4748 code for a protein of 1522 amino acids. The record is from RefSeq and is a predicted model, not a curated record.
UAACAGGAAGACAUUCAGAUCGAUUUUUGUAAUCCGAUAUAUACGUCAUUUUGUAAAAUACAAAUGUUGAAAUGAAGCUCACAAUAAUAAUGUGUUAAUCUGAAACGGAAAUCGUCCAAUUCUAGCGAAGGCAAUGGGAUAGUUUAAAAUAUAUCAGAUGUAACCCAGAUGUGGGCGGUAUGUCAAAACUCAUAGACACCAACAAGCCGGAAUCGCGCAACUGGCUUAAACAGUGGCGGGCUGUGUACGUCACAAGACAUGCUCUUCUGCCAAUUGUCAGUGAGGAGGCCGCCCAGUUGCAUGGGGACAUAUUGAACAAAGCACAGGUACCAGCAUGCAUCAAAUGCUCUUCCAGAGAUGUACAGAACAGAAAUGCAAGGUGCCCAUAUCAUGUCGUUCUUCGAGAUGAGUUAGUCGACGAGCACGCUUAUGGACAGGCAAGAGGCAUAGGUGCACUAACGUUAAAAAACACCAAAGCAGAAAACUGGGUAAACUCACCAUGGGAGAUAGCCAAGGUGUUCAUGCCACCAGCUGGGUACGAGGACAAAACCACAAUUGAAGAAACGGAUUUCAAUGGCAUCGCUGCCUUCAUCAUUAACUGCAAGCAUUUCCAUGGCAAAAUCACGGGCACUAUCUGUGAAAAGGCUAGAGAAGUGGUCAACCACAUUCGGCACAUGCCGGACAUUUGUUCCACCGCCUUGACAGAACGGGCCACAACCGAUUGCAUAGAUAACCUGUACGCUCUUCUUAAUGAGCAAGGGCUGAAGACUCGGCCAGAGGCGAUACUGGCGCGGACACAAUUGGACGAGCUUAAGACAUCCAAAGAUGAGAAUGUAUACUACAGUAUUUGCCAGAAGUUACAUGAUGAAUUCGAACAGAAACUUGCCGACAUUGAACGAAAAUUCAACGCAGAUGAAAUUGAUAAAGAACGCGCUAAAGAGAGUAUGCACUCUGAAGCCCAACAAUUCCAGAAGAAUCAGGAAAACAUGUUGCGAUCACUUGAAAGAAUUUCUGACGAUGCAAAACAGGAUUUAUUAGGGACUAAAGACGACAUUCUUUUGUCGAUUGAAGAAGAGAAAAGAAGGGUCAUGGAGCUUAUGGAAAGAACGAUCACAGAACGCAUUGGAAAAUAUGUAACCGAUGGUAAAUUAGCGCUUGAGAUACAUGCCGAAAAUUUAAAAAGACAAACCACAGAACACAUAGAACAUUCUUUGACAAAACGUAAAAUAGAGGUUGAAGAUCAGACAGAAAUACAUGCUAAGCGGUUGCGUACAGAAAAACUACAAAAACAGAAACGUGAGUUAAAGACACAGCUAAUCGAGCACUAUAAUAAAUCUGCAAGCAAGAUACCUGUUCGGCUCGACAUUGACGAAACCAUUGAAAAUAUUUACGAAAACCCAGAACUUACCUUGAUUAAAAUCGAAAAUGGCAAGACGACAAAGAAAGAUAUUCCUGAAGUAAGCCAACUGUUUUCGACAAGUGAUGGCCCAAUGGCUAAAACGAUCAUCGUCGAGGGUGAACCUGGCAGAGGCAAGACCUCCUUGUGUAAAAAGAUCGUGCAUGACUGGCGUAAACUAAAGGAGAACGUUGAGCAGGAGCCGAUCACAUCAAGUUUAAGUAAGUUUGAAUUCGUAUUCUACAUCAUACUUCGCCUCGUUAAAACUGAGAGUGAAGUUAAAGCUAUGAUAGUCGAACAUAUACUAAAGAAGAUUGAUUCAGACUAUGAAAGUGCGCACUCACUGCUAGGAGAAAUUUUAAAAUCAGAGCACUGUCUUCUCCUGUUUGACGGUUUGGACGAAUGGCGUGGAAAAAUGCCUCAUAUUGAAACAAGUUGGCUAAACUGUACAACAUUAAUCACAACACGACCGUACAAAUUGGCUGAACUAAAGGUGAUUCCAACGCAGAUGGGUAAACAUGUCAAAUUGGACGGAGUUAAGAAUCCAGAAGAGCUUGUAUUGAAAGUCAUUCGGAAGUUAGAGGAAUACCACAAAACAAACAAACAACCAAAGUCCUGCAUCAAGGACUUAAAAGACAAACAACUGUGGCAUUUCCGUGAAAAUCCCGUCAUACUCGUCAAUAUUGUGUGGCUCUGGCAAAAGAGUAAGUUAAGAGAAAACAUGUCUCGUUCUACUCUUUACCAGGAAAUUAUAGAUGAAAGAUGGUAUGAAAUGUGUGACAAAAAACAACAGGAUCAAGAUCCACACGAGUUGUAUGACGUACUGAGCGAGAUAGCAUUUAACAAACUGCUUUCUGAAAAUGAGGACGAAUCGCUAGUGUUUAACAUCAAGGGGAAACAUCUAGAGAAAUUUAAGCAGUACAAGGAUGCAUCGCUUGAAUCUGGUGUCCUGUCUUGUAGUAAUGUGCCUGGAGAACGCUUUCCUCAGUACCAGUUUCUUCACAAAACAUUCCAAGAAUACCUUGCAGCUGUGUUUCUGUCAAAAUGCGGUUCGACUAUAUCCACCUCAUGCAACCUCGUGAAAGAAAUAUACUUGAAUCAUAGGAACGAAAGUGUAUUUGCUUUGAAAGAGGUAUUCCUUUUUCUAUGCGGUUUAAAUCCAGAUGCAGCCGCAGAGUUUUCGAAAACACUGAACGAGCUGUUUACUGAGAACUGCGAAGAACAGGGAUCAGCUUGGAUUGCUGAGCAUUUCCAGCAAAUGAUAAUGAGCGGCUACGAUGAUGCAGAGAGAAACGGGAAAUUCGGGGCGGAUUUCUGCUUGCAGCACAUUGUGUUGAAUAAUGAAGAUUACACAGGGAAUCACAGGUCGAAGUUGAAACUGUGCAUGGAUGAUAAAAGAAAAUCCAAUCUCAAAUCACUACGUAUUGUUGGAAAAAGCGACAUAGCUUCGGCUCUGCAGUACAUGGAUGAUCCGUCUGUUUUAGAUUUAGAUGUUUGCAAGAAUUUAAAAUUUGUUGCUUUAAAAGGGGUGUCAUAUAAAGAUAUCAACCUACUAAAUUUGAAUGGAUUAGUAGAAUGCGAAAUAGAAUUCAACGACUACAAUCCAGCAAGUAAACUGAUAUCGUCAGUGCAGUCCUCAGAUUUACAAGGUUUGAAAAGGCUGGUACUGAUAAAUGUUGGUUUGGAAUGUGAAACAAUGGACAUAUUUUCAAAACUUAAAUGUGUCAAAGAUCUAGACCUCACAUGGAGCAAGUCGAUUCGAGCACAUGAUAAACCUUUUGACUUUGGCAACCUCAGACAUCUCAAAUACCUUAACAAGCUCGGUUUCAGGGAAUUUCCUUUCUCUGAUGUUGUAAAUAUACAAAUGUUCAAUCCGUGUUCGUUAACUGUCGAAUUUAGAACACAACAACGAGCUCCGCAGUUGAUGGCAGCAUUAGUAUCAAAAGCUGACGGUUACCCUGCAAAAGUUUUGGAUGGGUCACACUUUCCGCAAAAAUACGUUGGACUGAAGAACGUUCGUAUGUCAGCAGGAAAGUGCAUGCGUCUUUUUAAUCUGAUGUUACAGUCUGGACAUGGAGUGAGGAUUACGUUAACUGAGUGUACAAUAGAGGGUGACAUAAGACCGCUGCCGGAGAGAUUGGGAGGCCAAACUGCCGUACAGGGUGUAGCUCCACAGCUCGCCUCAAUGUUAUAUGGAAUAUACAUUAGAUUUGAGAAGAUGACAGUGUCCGCAGAUGUUUUCAUGCGUCUCGUUCUCGUGAAGUUACAGUCUGAACAUGGAGCGUCCUUCACAUUAACUGAGUGUACAAUAGAGGGUGACAUAAGACAGCUGCCGGAGCGAGUGGGAGGCCAAACUGCCGUACAGGGUGUAGCUCCACAGCUCGCUUCAAUGUCGAAUAUAACAUACAUUUAUUUAGAGAAGAUGACAGUAUCCGCAGAUGUUUUCAUGCGUCUCGUUCUCGUGAAGUUACAGCCUGAACAUGACGCGUUCUUCACAUUAAUUGAGUGUACAAUAGAGGGUGACAUAAGACAGCUGCCGGAGAGAGUGGGGGGCAAAACUGCCGUACAGGGUGUAGCUCCACAGCUCGCCUCAAUGUCGAAUAGAAUAUACAUUAGAUUUGAGAAGAUGACAGUGCCCGCAGAUGUUUUCAUGCGUCUCGUUCUCGUGAAGUUACAGUCUGAACAUGGAGCGUCCUUCACAUUAACUGAGUGUACAAUAGAGGGUGACAUAAGACAGCUGCCGGAGAGAGUGGGGGGCCAAACAGCCGUACAGGGUGUAGCUCCACAGCUCGCAUUAAUGUUGAAUAUAACCGACAUUAGAUUUGAGAAGAUGACAGUGUCCGCAGAUGUUUUCAUGCGUCUCGUUCUCGUGAUGUUACAGCUUGGACAUGACGCGUCCUUCACAUUAAUUGAGUGUACAAUAGAGGGUGACAUAAGACAGCUGCAAGAGAGGGUGGGGGACCAAACUGCCGUACAGGGUGUAGCUCCACAGCUCGCCUUACAUGCCUAUACAACAAACCGGAGCAUAUCAUUAAAAAAUGUGAUUGUGCCAGCGGAAGUGUUGAGGGGUCUCGUAAGUGUGAUGUUACAGUCAGUACGUCGUCGUGUUGACUGUGAAUUACAAAACUGUGCAAUAGAGCCUGUCGAAGAGGUGAGAAAGCUUCAGGUGGAAAUGUGGCACCAGCCCGCCAUUCAUGUGGAUUGGUUCAGCAUGCGUGAACAAGGCUGGUGCAUUAAGUACAGCAAAAAUAAGGUAAUCAAUCAGCGUCGGGAAAUUACGUUUCAAUACGAAUAUUCAUUUCAUAUGGAGGAUCUAACAAUGUUCAGUUCAACAGGCAUCAGCGAACAAUAGACGUCUGUGUUAGACGUGUCCAAUGCUCUAGUUCCAACUGAAGUUGAGUUCGAAAACAUUAUAAACAAACGUUAUUUUCCAAACAGCAAAACAAUUGCAAACAAAGACAAAGGUCGAAGAUAAGUUGCUUCAGGGAGUCCCUGCAGUCAAAUCCAUACUUAUUGUCACUAAAAUGUUAGACUAACUUUGAACAUUUUAUGAUUGAUAUUAGGACACGACAUUUGAGAUGAGUUAAAAUUAUGUAGUUAUGUUUUGAAGUUCUAUCUUGUUGACAUGUAUUGCUAUAUUUACACAUAACCAUGGAUUAUCGUGGAUAUACGAAGUGUAUCUAUUUUGUGACUGACGCACGUGUCGUCAUAUCGCCAUAGGCUUUGGUUUCCAUGGAUAUAACGAAGUCUAUCUAUUGUGUGUCUGACGCGCAUGCCGUUGUAUCAUCAGGGUCGUGGAUUAUUGUGAAUAUAACGAAGUUUAUAUAUCACAUGACUGACGCACAUGUCGUUAUAUCGCCAUUUCCGCGUGUGAUGUAAUAUCGCCAUGAUCGUGGAUUACCGUUGAUGGAACGAUGUGUACCAUUUUGUGACUGACGUGUGUCGUUAUAUCGCCAUGGUCGUGGAUUACCGUUGAUGGAACGAAGUGUACCAUUUUGUGACUGACGUGUGUCGUUAUAUCGCCAUGGUCGUGGAUUACCGUUGAUGGAACGAUGUGUACCAUUUUGUGACUGACGUGUGUCGUUAUAUCGCCAUGGUCGUGGAUUACCGUUGAUGGAACGAUGUGUACCAUUUUGUGACUGACGUGUGUCGUUAUAUCGCCAUGGUCGUGGAUUACCGUUGAUGGAACGAUGUGUACCAUUUUGUGACUGACGUGUGUCGUUAUAUCGCCAUGGUCGUGGAUUGCCGUUGAUGGAACGAUGUGUACCAUUUUGUAACUGUCGCACUUGUCGUUAUAUCGCCAUGGUCGUGGAUUACCGUUGAUGGAACGAUGUGUACCAUUUUGUGACUGACGUGUGUCGUUAUAUAGCCAUGCUCGUGGAUUACCGUUGAUGGAACGAUGUGUACCAUUUUGUAACUGUCGCACUUGUCGUUAUAUCGCCAUGGUCGUGGAUUGCCGUUGAUGGAACGAUGUGUACCAUUUUAUGACUGACGUGUGUCGUUAUAUAGCCAUGCUCGUGGAUUACCGUUGAUGGAACGAUGUGUACCAUUUUGUAACUGUCGCACUUAUCGUUAUAUCGCCAUGGUCGUGGAUUACCGUUGAUGGAACGAUGUGUACCAGUUUGUAACUGUCGCACUUGUCGUUAUAUCGCCAUGGUCGUGGAUUACCGUUGAUGGAACGAUGUGUACCAUUUUGUGACUGACGUGUGUCGUUAUAUAGCCAUGCUCGUGGAUUACCGUUGAUGGAACGAUGUGUACCAUUUUGUAACUGUCGCACUUGUCGUUAUAUCGCCAUGGUCGUGGAUUACCGUUGAUGGAACGAUGUGUACCAUUUUGUGACUGACGUGUGUCGUUAUAUAGCCAUGCUCGUGGAUUACCGUUGAUGAAACGAUGUGUACCAUUUUGUAACUGUCGCACUUGUCGUUAUAUCGCCAUGGUCGUGGAUUACCGUUGAUGGAACGAUGUGUACCAUUUUGUAACUGUCGCACUUGUCGUUAUAUCGCCAUGGUCGUGGAUUAACGUUGAUGGAACGAUGUGUACUAUUUUGUAACUGUCGCACUUGUCGUUAUAUCGCCAUGGUCGUGGAUUACCGUUGAUGGAACGAUGUGUACAAUUUUGUAACUGUCGCACUUGUCGUUAUAUCGCCAUGGUCGUGGAUUACCGUUGAUGGAACGAUGUAUAUCUAUGGGGUGACUGACGCACGUCUCGUUUUAUCGCCAUGGUCGUGGAUUAUCGUGGAUAGACCGAAGUGUAUCUAUGGGAUGACUGACGCACGUCUCGUUAAAUCGCCAUGGUCGUGUAUUAUCGUUGAUAUACCGAAGUGUAUUUAUGGGGUGACUGACGCACGUCUCGUUCUAUCGCCAUGGUCGUGGAUUAUCGUGGAUAUACCGAAGUGUAUAUAUGGGGUGACUGACGCAGGUCUUAUUCUAUCGCCAUGGUCGUGGAUUAUCGUGGAUAUACCGAAGUGUAUCUAUGGGGUGACUGACGCACGUCUCGUUCAAUCGCCAUGGUCGUGGAUUAUCGUGGAUAUACCGAAGUGUAUCUACGGGAUGACUGACGCACGUCUCGUUAAAUCGCCAUGGUCGUGUAUUAUCGUUGAUAUACCGAAGUGUAUUUAUGGGGUGACUGACGCACGUCUGGUUCUAUCGCCAUGGUCGUGGAUUAUCGUGGAUAUACCGAAGUGUAUCUACUGACGUGUGUUGUAAUACCGCAAUGGUCGUGGAUUACCGUUGAUGUAACGAAGUGUACCUUUUUGUGGCUGACGCGUGUUGUACUUUCGCAAUGGUCGUGGAUUAUCGUUCUGUAACCAUACAAGACGAAAGUCUCUUUUAGUUUUUGAAUGUUUCGAUAUUUAUCUAUCAAAUUGAUGAACAUGGCGCGCAUAUCGCUAUUUAACAAUGUUUAUGAAAGCGCUGUAUAAUUCAGUCAAAUACGUACGUUUAAACGUUUAUUUAGGGCUCUUAGUGUGUGAUUUUAAGAUGUAUCCAUGUUUGUUUUGAGUUUUAUGCGUUAUGUUCCAAUAGGUUGCAUUAUAUCAUGAACAGCAUCGCGCAAUUCCGGACCUUCGGACAUAUAUUUGCUUAUAUCAUUUGUAGAGGAUUGAAUUAAUUGACUUUUCAGGAAGUAUUUCUGAUACUGUCAUUAUGAUAUCACUUAUAUUGAGUUAGAUUCAUAUUACCAAGUGUAACCAUGUAUUGCACGAAUCGAAUACUUAAUUUGACAUCAUUCACAUGACGACAUUCUGAAAGUACAUCAUGGAAAUUACUAAUCAUCGUUUCAAUAUAACAACUAGCUUAUAACUUUAAUUGUUUCUUAACACAGAAUAUUGAUGUCACCUACAUUAAAAAGAGUAAUGACUCAGUUUUCUAUUUUUAUUACAUUGGCUAUUUUAAAAAAAAGACUAUGCCUGCAGUCAACUUAAGUCAGGACGAAAUAUGUGGUUGCUAUGGAAACAUAAGUAAACCAAUUGCCAUCAAUCUGAAAGAAAAUAACGCACCAAUGACAAGCAUUUAAAGAAACAUAUUAGGAAGAAAUCGAUAAACAUAGUAAAAAAAAUCAUAAUUUUAGGCAUUUUUUCUUAAUAAUUAUUUAAUUUGUUUUAAGUAUGCCUUAAGGCCCAAAAUUGGGUCAUAUUUGUGUAUAAGAAUACCAUAGCUACUAUUAGCAUAUGAUUUGGCUAUUUUAAGUGUUUGAUUUUGUUUCUUGAUUAAAAUGCAUGUACUCUUUGAUAAUGCAUGUGUAUACCUUGAUCAUAUAAUGCAUUUACCUGUAUAAUGCUUUUUAAUGCAUGUAUAUAAAUUGAGAAUGCAUGUAUUUCGUUUGUUGAUGUUUAUGAUGAGCAAUGGCUUGUGUUAUUUGUUUUUCACUUUUAAAACGUGUCAAUGAAGCCGCUUGCUGAGAAACGUUUCUUAUUUAGAUUAUUGAAAUUUAUCAUAAAUACAUUUAUAAUACAUUUAGGUAAAUUUGAGGAAUUACGGCGAUAAAAAAACUUUUUAAAACGUCAGAGUUGAUGCAGUUAUUUAUAUAACAGGUUUGAAUGUUCUGAACAUUCGUAUAACCUAUAAGGCGUUUAUGUUUUCUGUAAAUCAGUUAUCACAUUUAUAAUAAAUAUUUCCUUUAUCACUUUCAACUGGUAUCCAUUGUAUUAUAUCCUUUUAUCUAUUGCUGACUACUAAAAUGUUGUAUCAAUGACUGAUAAGUUUUGUUUGCAAUUUGAAUGUAUGUUGUUGUUUUUUUUAAUUUGAGCAGAAAUAAGACGUAAACCUAUUUUGCAUUCUUUCUUGGUCGAAAAAGCCUGUCUGUAAUAAUGUUUUUGUGAAUGUUCAAACGACUCCCAAACACUAUGGGGUCACCAGUUAUCCAUAAUUAUCAUAAUUCUACAGACUAUUCCUUAAAGCUGCACUCUCACAGAUUGAUUGUUUUGACUUCUAUUUUCUUUGUCUAGGAAUGAACCAUUGUUUGCAUUAAUGUCUGGACACCAGUGAUAUAAGACUUCUGGCAAAUGUGCUGGUCGCAGUCUCCAUAUUUAUGUUUGAAAUUGGUAUUUUAUGGCUAAAAGCGUUACUAACGCUUUAAGAAAAAUGAAAGUUUCAGUAAUUACCAAACAAUUGAGAUUUGUUCUAUUGUGAGUAAUAUGACUGAAUUGAAGGCACUGAUGACAAAAUGAGCUGUUUCCGAGACAAAAAAUAAAAUUUAAAGGUCAAAACUGUCAAUUUGUGACAGUGCAGCGUUUCGUACAUUUAGUGGCAUUUGUUAGAGGUCGCCUGUAUCUAGUUCGUUAAGAAGAGACAAUAAUAAUUGUGUUGGUAAUGCACUGUAUAUAGAAACUUUCUAUACUGUGAAACAUGACAUAAAUUCGUUUUAAAGGGAUUCUGUGUAAAAAAAUAUAAUUGUAAAGUGUAUUUUGAACUUUUUACUUAAAUUAAAAAAUAAACGAGAAUUGAAUUAAAAGAAGUUUGUUAUAAAAAUGCAGUUAUUUUUCAAAAGUUGCAAAUUGUCUUUAAGAAUCGUUUAUGUUCCUUAUCUACUUUUUUGCAAAUAUUUAAUGCUAAUUAGUUCUUGUUGCGAAUGUAUUAUGUAUGUAAUAAAGGUAUGA